AUGAAGCCUGACCCUAGGCCGCAUCUGAACAUUGUAUUCAUUGGCCAUGUUGAUGCUGGCAAGAGCACGACUUGCGGCAACAUCCUUUACCUCACGGGGGGUGUCGACUCCAGAACCAUUGAGAAAUACGAAAGAGAGGCAAAGGAGAAAAACAGGGACUCUUGGUUCCUAGCGUUCGUGAUGGACACGAAUGAAGAGGAGCGGCAAAAGGGCAAGACAGUGGAAGUAGGCCGUGCCUACUUCAGCACUCCCAACAGACGUUUCACGCUGCUGGAUGCUCCAGGACAUAAGGCUUUCGUACCCAACAUGAUUGAAGGUGCAGCUCAGGCAGACAUUGGGGUGCUCAUUAUUUCCUCCAGGAAAGGCGAAUUCGAGACAGGAUUUGAAAAAGGUGGACAAACGAGGGAACACACGUUGCUAGCGAAAACCUUGGGAGUGUGUCAGCUGGUCGUGGCAGUGAAUAAAAUGGAUGAAUCAACGUGCCAGUGGAAUGAAGAACGAUACCGAGAAAUUAUCAGGAAGACAAAAGCUUUUUUUCAAGGCUGCGGAUUCGUUCUGGGGAAAAACUUGGUAUACAUCCCGAUUUCGGGCCUGGCAGGACAGAACCUGAAGUGCCAUGUCUCGCGAAAGGAUAGUCCCUGCUUCGACGCUAAGGCUUCCUGGUAUAGUGCAGAGGAGCCGACACUAUUUGAAGUGCUUGACGGCCUGACACCUCCCCCUAGGAAGCCGAAUGCGGCUCUGAGGAUCCCUAUUCUAGACGGGUACAAGGAUAACGGCGUGACAGCGUUGGGGAAAGUGGAGGCUGGCACAGUCACCUUUGGCAUGACCGUUGUUUUGAUGCCUAACAAGAAGCGCGUGAAAGUUUCUGGCAUUUACAUUGAUGAGGACGAUGUGGGAUACGCAAGUGUAGGGGAAAACGUUCGCAUCAAGCUGCUGGGGUGUGAAGAGGACGCCCUCUAUAGCGGCGCUGUUUUGUGCUGCCCGGAGGCUCCCUGCCCAGUGGCUAGUAAGAUUCUCGCCUAUGUGAAAGUCAUGGAGUUGUUGGAGCACCGGCCUCUCCUCACUGCGGGCUACACAUGCAUAAUGCAUGUGCAUACUGCACGGGAAGAAGUUAUGUUGGGCAAGCUUCACGAGUCUUCUGACGGGAAAAAGAAGAAGACGAAUCCGCAGUUCGUGAAGAGCGACUGUCUGGUCAGCAUCGAGAUUUUGCUCUCAAAGCCCAUGUGCGUGGAGGAGUAUGAGGCCUGUUCCCAGCUAGGGCGCUUCACGCUUCGUGAUGAAGGGAAGACUAUUGCCGCAGGGCGCAUAACAAAGAUCCUUGAGUUUGCCUAG
Messenger RNA from Cyclospora cayetanensis, 1332 nucleotides. RefSeq names its product eukaryotic peptide chain release factor GTP-binding subunit ERF3A. Gene Ontology annotation, molecular function: GTPase activity; translation release factor activity; GTP binding. The transcript has 10 exons. Gene Ontology annotation, biological process: translation. The record is from RefSeq and is a predicted model, not a curated record. Gene Ontology annotation, cellular component: translation release factor complex. The coding region runs from base 1 to 1332 and encodes 443 amino acids. NCBI's taxonomy places the organism in Eukaryota, Apicomplexa, Conoidasida, Eucoccidiorida, Eimeriidae.